This is a messenger RNA of Gasterosteus aculeatus aculeatus (three-spined stickleback), 7088 nucleotides long. Its product is annotated as ligand-dependent corepressor. Gene Ontology annotation, biological process: regulation of transcription by RNA polymerase II. Gene Ontology annotation, cellular component: nucleus. Gene Ontology annotation, molecular function: DNA binding. Lineage: Eukaryota; Metazoa; Chordata; Actinopteri; Perciformes; Gasterosteidae. The record is from RefSeq and is a predicted model, not a curated record.
CGACACAGAGGUGCGCGUUCACAUAGCGGAGCGCUUCCUCCUGCCGAGCUCGUGCCCGCCACACAAGAACGAUAGAAAAUGGCGAGUCAGUGUAAAAGCCAGCAAUGCACAAUCGACAGGCGCGGCUUUCGGCAGGAACUUGAUUCUUGGCGACACAAACUCGUUCACUGUGUAGGUUUCGAGAGCAUCCUCGAAGGUCUGUUUGGUCCAGAGCUGAUAGACGACCCAACAUUAUUUAAGGACUUUGAGCCGACAGCAGUCUCUGACUGGUCAUUUGAUGAGAAUUGUCUUUUCUGUUGUUUGCGACGAGAUAAAGUGAAGGAACACCUAAUUGGCUUAAGCAACAAGGAGCUUGAGGAUUCACCCAAACCUCUACUUGUUAAAGAUCCGACCGCAAUAAGCAGACUAGAAAAACAAGCUGAGGAAUUUCUCAAUGCGGUCCUCAGCAGAAAAGAUGUGCCAAAUUUCUCUGACCCACACAUCCCAGUAGUGGCUCGCGAGAUCCUUCAGAGAAUGAUCCGACAGUUUGCUGCCGAAUAUACCUCAAAAACCAGCUCCCCUCAGGACAGUGGCUCCGAUUCCCAGCCUUGCUUUGACCAAAGCCUGCCGACCCCGUCCCUGCUCUCGGGGGCAGAUCCGUCUACCAGCCCCGCUGCCCCCCCCCUGGCUGCGCCUGCUCACAACCAGAACCCUGUCCUCAGCAAGCUCCUCAUGGCCGACCAGGAUGCUCCUCUUGACCUCACCAUCAAGAGGCCGCCGGCUGUGCCGCGUGACCAAGAUGGAGUUCUUGACUUAUCUAUCAAAAAGAGUCGCUGUAGCAGCACCAGCAGCUUGCCUGUCCGUAGUCCCUGCCUGUCUCCGGCCACAUCCACGCUCAAAGGUGAGCCUCAUGACACGCCCAUUGCUAAGGCAAGAGACCUGCAGUCCGCCUCCUCGCUGGAACAAUUCAUGGCCAAGCUCUGUCCCCACCAUCAGAGACAAAUGGUAGACGCCAUAGGCUUCCUGCAGACGGAGGUCAAAGCGCUGGCGUCUUCCAAGACGCAGGAAGCCUCUAACCUCACCACUGGAAUCCAGGUAACCGCCUGUUCUACUGCAAAGGCCAGCGCUGUCGACGCUGAGAGUUCAUGCGCCGAGCGACGGUUUCCCAGCUCAUCAACGCCCAAGUCAGAAGUCCAGAGGACGUCCCAUCCCAGCCAAAGCAGCUGUGCAAUGAAACAAGUUCCAGAGGACGCCGUUUCGCUAAAAACAUCUGCUGGCCCCGUUUUGGAUCUCCGCAGCCCCGGGUCAGGGAGUCGCCGCGCUGUGGUCAAUCCCACCGCCACAGAGGCAGAGAGCAACUGUGGUGGUGAUCACGCCCCUCUUAAGAUGAAAAUCAUGACCAGCAACGUUGCUGCUGGCAAGAAGCUGUCGUGUGUGCUCAACACCUCUCUUUCGUCUCACUCGGACCCCUUGGAGGACAGGCAGGGUAACUCAAAUCCGUCCCACAGGACAGAGACUCACAGUGCCAGACUCAGCUCCUCUGCGAAGCGGCACAGUCAGACUAGUCACGCGCAUCAAGCAAGGCCGAGAGAAACUCUGGGGUCCGCCAAAGACAAACCAGCGAACCUGUUCUCCGUCCACAUGACCAUUCCUUCAGACUCUCCGCGAACUGCAAGGAAGACCAUCAAGUCGUCUUCUGAUCAUCGGAUCAGGGACUCUGCCUGUAGGGCAAUAGCUGACCCGGAUCUCGGCAACUGUGAUAUCGUUUUUAUUGACAAACCAAUUACAGAGUGUUUUAAGGAAAAGCGGCGCGGCAUGCAGCCACGCCGCAACGCCCGGAAGAGCACCAGAGGACAUAUGUAUUCAGAUGAAAUCUGGGAGUUAAAAACUGUCCGCACAUUGGCAGGGAGGGGCAAAUGUCCUAAUCCAUUGCCCAAGCUCAUCACAUUGGUCACCCCAAAGCAAGUGCUGUCAAAGCCUGAAGGUCUGCCACCUGUAAACAUGCCUUUUGCUGGAGCCUGCAGGGAGUCAGGCAAUCAACGAAUGUCCACGGAAGAGCGCGUGAUACCAGGGACAGGAGACACUGUGGAGGUAGCAGCCAGCGACGUGGACCUUCCUGUGGAAACUAGUCAGACGGAUCAGUCUCAGAGCAAAGGGCAGUCGGCUGCAGCCUCUCCGAUAAGGCCUCAAACCGAAAACAAAGAAACAGCUUUGAACACCGAUGUGGAACAGAACACAACCGGAGAUUCAGGGAAAACUGCAGAAAGGGGAGAAAGUGUCUCUCAGGCUUCAUUUGACGCAGAAAAAGAUGACGAGCCCGAGCUUCAAGAGGACCUGCGUGAAAGUAAUGACCGAUUAGUCCCAGAAAAAGUAGUGGCACCAGUUGAAGAAGAUGAGCCCCGGCUUUCAUUAGUAGAAGUGCAGAGCAGUGAGACGGCGCUCCAUCCAAUUACAGCACCGUCACUGGUGGCUCAAGUAGAGGAAGAAAAAGAGGAAAACAAUCAUGAGCCAACGCAGGAGGUUCAACCAGAGUCACCGAGACACUGCAACAACUUUGAAGUCCCAGCUGAAGCCACCACAGGUUCAGCAGAGGAGCCAAUGGGGAGAGAGACGGAGCUGAAAACGUCUGAAGGAGUGGAGGCGGUUCUGCCUUUAGAGAACGAAGGCGAUAACGAAGACGACGUGUCGUCGAAGACGCUCGACUCGCUCUUGAAGGAAUUACCCCCUUGGCGCAGAAAAAAGGGUACUGUAGUUUCGCUGCCAAAGCGGUUAAGAAAGGCCGAAGCCGUGGUAGUGGGUUUUGUCAACGGCAGACCCAUAUCGGCCUCCGACAGAAGUCUGCGUCGUAGAUCAAGUCACAGCACCACAUCGCCAAACAAAACCCCGGUGAAAUCCAGCCGGAGUGUCCCCAACAAGAAUUCCGUCGAGUCAGCCGUUGACAACAGGAGUUCGGAGAAACAUCUACCCGAGUCAGACAGAGCUGUAAAAUCCAUUGAGAGUAGUACUGUGAUUCAGCAGGUGAACAAACCAUCGUCUUCAAUACCACCAAGCCCGAAAUCAAAAUGUCCCACCAAGAACAAACAAAGGAAAGCUCCCAGAGAACAGGACAGUUUAACUGUCCUCUCAGAUCAGCGGAAACUCCGAUCAGCCAGUCAGAGGCCAGCUGGAGCGCCUCCAUCACCUCCAAAAUCAAAUGCUGUGGUUCCAAUUUCAUCUCCACAACCCACUGCUACCGACUCUCAUCCACCCACAGAGCAACUUCACGCCCUCCCCUUUCCUACGUCGCUUCCUGACGCUUCUCCUCCAAUCAGGUCAUCUUCCCCUGCAGCUUCUGAGAAGUCCCAACAGCAAGCGGUCCCAGAGACGACUGAAUCAAACAUCGAAAAUGAUCAGCCGGUAGAGACGGCAAUUGAAGAAAUACAAAAGAACACAGUAGAACAUCAAUUGCCGGCAGAACAGCAGCUGCAGGCUGCGGAGAUUGUGGUAGAUGACGGUAGAAAUGAGCAUCCUGACCGUGAGUUAUUGAGUCCUUUAGAAAAUCAAAGUCCCUCAAAGACUGAAAUGCAAUCACCGCCUAUGCCAUUAAGAAGUAAGCGGGUUCUCCAAAAGGAAGCAGAAGCAAGUGAUGUUGCUUUGUUGCAGAAGCCAAAUGUAGCAUUUUUGGAAAGCACGUCUGCAAGUGGAGAUGAAGGCAGUUCUUUGUUAUCAGAAAAACCCAAACGAAUGCCAUUAAGAAGUGAGAGCAGUAAGGUUGAAAUGUCCCAUCAGUCCGGCACACUGUCGUCAGCCGCGAACACGAAGAAAUCCGCCCUGAGAUCUCAAAGGCCGGCUGUAGCCUCUACCAGCGCUUUCGCUCUGGAUGAGAGACCGAGUAACGUGACUUCUCCCCUCAAAAUAAUUCCAGAAAGGGUAACGAAAGCUCAGGUGAAGGCCCCCCCCGUGUCCGUGGCAACUGUGUUGCCCCACACCUCAGCCACCCCGGUCCUCCCGCCCAGAGCCGAGCCCCCAAAACCAACGAAUAAAUUCUUUCAGGCUCUGACUGGAGAAGAAAACCAACACCUCAUCACAAAUCUGAACCUUAAGUAUGACAAAAUGCAAAAAGGCUGGGUGCAGAUGGACAAAGAGGGCCAGCCGGCAGCGAAAUACAAAAACAAGGCAGACAGACAGGCAGCUAUAUGGAAGAGUAAGCGCAGGGCCCGGAAAUCCAAAUCUUCAGAAAACCAGAAAUACUCCCCGGUCCAAAUGCUCUUCAUGAAAGGUUUUAAUCUCAGCAGCAUUUGCCGUUGGUUCCUCGACACGACGGAGACAAAAUCCCUCGUCAUCGUCAAGAAAGUGAACACGCGUCUUCCGUCAGAAACCCAGCUGUGCUUCCACAGCUCAUCCAGUUCAGGGACCUCUCAGGGGGUGUUUCCCAGCCUACAGGCGGAGCGCUUAAAGAAACAUUUGAAGAAGUUUGCCAUUGCCUCUCCAGUGAAGAGCAACCCCAGGAGUCAGAAACUGAUCGCUAAAGCGCUUGAGCACGAAGCGAACUCCGAGCUGCCCAGCACCACUCAGGCCCUCCAUGCCGCCAAAGCCUGUGUGCAGAUGGUCGAGUCCCAGAAGUCCUCUGGUAAAUCAAAGAAUCCCGCCAGCGCCAGAAUCCUGAGGAAAUACUCCAACAUCCGAGAGAAGAUGCAGGUUCAGCAGACCAACGUUCGACUCAAAGAGGCCUCAAAAAGUUCAAACAGCGACGGCAUGAAACGACUGGCCACCAAAAAGUCAGCCGCCAAGUCAAAUCUGAGACCGCCGCUGAAGGCCAAAAAAUCCCCCGUGCCUGUCGGUAAACGAAUGCAAGCGUCUGCGGCGAAAAUGGAGAGACGGAAAACAUUGGCUGGCAAGAAAACGCCGAAGCAUCCGGCUGAACGGAGGACGAUCAGAGCGUCCAGGGACGCAGCCAGAGCGGACGAAUUACCAAAGAGAAGUUCACAGCGGCUAGGCUCGCCUAAAACGCCGGACCGCGGCCCGGCGGACGCCUCCAAGGGCAAAGCCGACAACAAAAAGCCAACCGAGGCGGAGAGGACGGAGGUCGAGAAGCCCGCCCCGAACAAGGCGACCGCCGCCAAAGUCCAAGCGAAGGAAUCGCCGCAAAGUAACCCCCCCGAGGCGAAAGGGCCCGAGGGCGCCGAAAGUCUGCAGCAGAGCGGCGCGCUCAAGUCCCCGACGCCGGCGGAUCAGGUGCUCACCAGAUCCCAGAGGAAAAUUAAUGUGGCUUCGAAGCGGCCCGCGAAGACUCAGGGCCCGUCUACAAAAAGGGUCCGGAGGAGCGAGGAGUCCGCGAUGACCAGGCGGGGCACCGCCGGCGUCAGGAGGAGGCCCGCGGCCUCGGCGCCACGCGCCGCCACCAAGAGGGCCCGGGAGCGCUCGCAGACGCCGGCCAAGCGCACCAGGACAUCGCUCUCAAAAUGAAACGCACAUUCAGAGAGAAAGAGAGAACCUGGAAUGGGAGGAUUUAGUCUGAAUCUGUUCAGAGGGACUCGAUGUAUCUGUUUUCUACCCUCGCCGAACUCUUCAGAGGGCUUUUCAGUGACUAACAUGUGAAGCAGGAUCCUAGUUUUGAAAAGUCAUUUCUGCUUUUGUAAAGCUUCCGUGUGAAAAUAGAAAUGCGCUGGAGUCCACUGUGACCUCAGCAGGUGUUCCAGUGUCGGCACUCUGCGACCCGGCUGGAGAUGAUGGCCCAACAAACCUCAUUUUAGAAGUCGGAAAAUAGCAUUAUAUCCAUGACAUUAAAUUCACUCACCAUUCUGUUUUCUCACUUUUUUAGAUUCAGUGCAUUAACUGUUCACAGAGCUUGCUAUGAGAAGGGAAAUGAGCUUUUCAAUACAUACAAUUUUGACUUAUAGAAGUGGGGGGUUUGUAUCUCCAGCCUGUCUUCCAAUGACACGUGUGAAUAUGUGACUAUUGUGACCUGGUGCCUUAUUUAUGAAUUGUAAAAUAACGGAAUGUGUUGCUAAAUGUGAAUUCUCCUGUCCACAACAAGCUUUCAAUUUCUGGAGAGGUAGUGAACCAUACCUCUUAAAGUAAGUGCGUGCGUGCGUGCGUAAAUAUGCCUCGAGCGUCACCGUUAAAUUCUUAUCUCUAUUGAGGCAGUCGAACUGCUUCCUGAUUUGGCUUUAUUUUCGUAUUCUCGUUUUACCAGAGCAUUGACGUGUUUUUGUUCUUACUGUCGUAGUAUUAAAUGUACAUGCAGCCCUGUGUGAUCUGUACGUGUCAUGACACAUGUUCAUUUUUUUUUCUUUUAUGUUCAUCACUGUGUACCUUUUUCCAGUCUAGCAGCGACUUCACAUUGAGUAUUUUUACCUGCUCCUGCACGUGUUAAGUCUUGUUGAUCUGGAGACAAUUUUAGCUGCUCUUGCAUUUAGAGUUGUUGCCUUUCUACAAGUGAAACCCCCCCGAACUAUAUUUAUGUAUCUGAGAAAAUACUAACAUGAGCAUUGCUUUCCCAUCCAAAUGUUAAACUGAAAUAUGUCUGAGAUACCGCUUGUAUCCUGUAGCAACAAUAUUUCAUAACCGCGAAGGCCCUGAAGAAUGUUUAUAUUUAGUUUGUUAAUUUGAAGUUAAUGGUCACUUGAGCAUUAAUAGCAGAUCAGUGACUCAUUUCUUCCCAACUCAUACACAAGCUGGAUGUGAUAUUUUUGGGGUUGUCUAGUCCCACUUCUGAGUUGCAGUUUUAUGUCUUUUUUUAUUAUUGUCACACAGAUGUUCUCAUAUUGUGACGUUUUGUAACUUCCAGGAGUAACUUGCAUUAAUGUAUUGUCAGUUUGUCAUUUUUAGCACAGUGUUAUUUUUUUAUUAGGUUCAUUUCUCUUAGAGGUCAAAUCAGCUGUAAAUGCAAAACAUGACUGUCAUGUUUUUAUUGUUAUUUAAGAACUCCAUGUCGGCAAACGGAAACUAAACCAGCCCACCAAAUCAAACUUGAACAUGUUUAUUCUUUGCAGUUGCUAUUUAAAGAUUUUGGUUUGUAUAUUAGAAAGAAAUAACUGCUUUCUUUGUGUUAAUCCCAGUAAUGAAACAUCUUUACGUUAAGAACUUUGUAUUUUUGCUGGAAUUGAUAUAAAGUUGUUGAAAUUUUA